AUGCUAGCUCAUCUAGCUGCUAGUGGUCGAUGUGCUACUCUCCGUACGCUUCCUCGUGCAAAUACAUUAGCUGUUAUCCGUAAAGCUUCAUCAUCAAGUGGAAGUAAACAAACUGAAGAGCCAGUAGCCGUUUCAACACCAGCUGGAAGCAAUGAUCCAAAUAAUUCACCAAUGAGUCAACGACCAUUACCUCCUGACGAUGGCAAAGUCCGUUUUCCCAAUCCUUGGGAUGUUAUCCUUAAUAAGCGUCGUUUUGAAUAUGCUAUGAAAUUUAAAGGAUAUGAUGAUCCAUUUGAUAUGAUGCCAGUUAAACGUAUUGAAAACAGCACAGCAGAAAAUCCAAAUUUAUUACCAAGUUGUAAUGAUAAACGACUAAUGGCUUGUAUCUGUAAUGAGGAUGUAUAUCACUUGAAAUGGAUGCAUCUUCAUCGUGGUGAACCAAAACGAUGUUAUUGUGGUCAUUGGUUCAAAUUAACUGAACGACAAUUUGUUGAUUUAAGUGAUUUUGGUAUAACUGAAGAUAUGCAAAAACCAGCCGCCCAUUAA
Rotaria sp. Silwood1 is the source of this 546-nucleotide messenger RNA. NCBI's taxonomy places the organism in Eukaryota, Metazoa, Rotifera, Eurotatoria, Philodinida, Philodinidae. The record is from the annotation of a GenBank genome assembly.